CAUGUGAUGUUCUUAAAGAUAAAGAUCUGAGAAACCAACUUCAAAAAAAAAGGUCUUCACAUCUCGCACACAGAGAGCAACAUACCUUUACAUCAUCUUUUAUUGAUUAUUCCCAGAAAUGGGAGUUGGAAGCACCACUCUGGAUUAUUACAGCAGCUACAACAAGAAGAUGAAGAAGAAGCCAUUUCAGACCGUGGAACUCAAGGUCAGAAUGGACUGUGACGGCUGUGAACUUAAGGUCAAGAAAGCCCUCUCUUCAUUAAGUGGGGUGAAAUCGGUGGAGAUAAACAGGAAGUUGCAGAAAGUGACAGUGACAGGGUAUGUAGAAGCAAGCAAGGUGUUGAAGAAGGCGAAAUCGACAGGGAAGAGAGCAGAGAUAUGGCCUUAUGUGCCUUAUAACUUAGUGGCUCAUCCUUAUGCGGCUACGGCUUAUGAUAAGAGGGCUCCUCCUGGUUUUGUCAGAAACGUUGAGGCCUCUUCUUCUUCUUCUUCCUCCUCCGUUGGAGCCCUUGUAACAAGAUAUGAAGACCCUUACAUCACCUUCUUCAGUGAUGACAACCCUAAUGCUUGCUCUCUUAUGUAAAUUUUCAAUCCUCAAGCUUUUUCUUCCUUUUUUUUUUUGGGUGUGGUUUUGUUGGGGAGAUUUAAUUUUAAAUAAUGUAAUCUUGGUUUGGCUUUUAAUUCUCCCUCCAACGGUCUUCUUCUGUACCUGUGGUUUUGCAGCAAAUAGUUUCUGGUUUUAAGAAAUGAUAUGAAAAUUAGACCUUGCACAA
Molecule: messenger RNA, 773 nt
Organism: Neltuma alba
Lineage: Eukaryota; Viridiplantae; Streptophyta; Magnoliopsida; Fabales; Fabaceae
Product: heavy metal-associated isoprenylated plant protein 23-like
Exons: 3
Coding region: 119-583 (154 amino acids)
Molecular function (GO): metal ion binding
Source: RefSeq, a predicted model, not a curated record